AUGUCUUACUCGCAGAGACCGUACGCCAAUGGCACCACCAACGGAAACAACAAUGGCAACCACCAUAACGUCAGCUAUAUGAAUGGAGCCUCACUCGCCGCUAACAGCGACCGACUUCGACGCUUCGAUUUCGAGACGACACCCGACACCUCCGCAGACGAACGAUCACGGUCCAGGGGACCCGGAGGUUAUGGAGGCUUCGGCGCACAGCAACAGAGCAGUCAGAUCCAAGCGCCCUCGCACCUGGAUCGGCGGCAAGCCAACCGGAGGAGUCGCGACCAAGCAGGAUAUGGCUGGGACAGUUCACGAAGUCGUUCGCGAGGUGCACCUGCAUUGCGCCGUGGACCUCAAGGCAACAAUGUCGACGAGAUAUUGCGGUAUAUCGGCCAACACUGGUCCUUCAUGGCCAAUGAUAGCUGUAUACCGAUCAAAGUUGCUCUACAACUCAUGGACCCGUCGAGUCUAGGACUAGCGGACCAGUAUGAUCAGUUCCAAGAUGUGCACCAGCAGCUACAGAACGCAUUGAAGGUCAUCGUCAAUGAGCACCAUCAGGGCUUCAACAGCAGUAUAGGUACUUUCCACAAGAUCCAAGCUGCUAUCCAUGCUUCGCAGCAACGUGUGAGGACACUGCGGGCGUCUCUUGUGCAGGCGAAGGAGAGUCUGUCAACCGCAAAGCCUGAGCUGCGGACACAUGCAGCGAGCAGUCAGAGCUACGAUCAGAUGCUGCAGACAAUCGCCGACAUUGAGACACUACAGGGCAUUCCGGAUCUACUGGACGCUCAGACGAACGAGAAAAGGUUCCUUGGAGCUGUGACGACUCUGCAAGAAGGAUUGACACUGAUCCGAAAACCGGAGAUGGAAGAUAUUGGUGCGUUGUCCGAGCUAAGGCUACGGCUUAGCAACCAAGAACAGUAUUUGUCAGAUCACCUGAUUGAGGAAUUGCAUAACCAUCUCUACCUCAAAUCACCGUACUGCGAAGAGAGGUGGAAGAGCCACAGUAAACGAGAUCUUGCCGAGAGCGCCACAGUUUCUGACGACGAUCGCGCGAUGUGGACAUUCCUAGAUGGCUACGACGGCCGACAGGAGAUGCAAGAAGACACCACACGGAAUCCCGAAGCCGGCAGCUUUUACUACAUACAGGUGUUAGUAGAGUCGCUGAAUCGUAUGGGCAGACUAGAGCAGGCCGUCGAUGAGAUCGAGCGAAGACUACCUGUUGAGCUGUUUAGAGUGGUAGAGCGUUCACAUGGGGAAGUCGAGCAGAGACAUCCAACCACAAUGCGGAGCGCGGCAGCUCGAAAACGCCAACAAGAAUUAAGCGCUGGCCAAGGACCAGACGGUGAGCAACGAGCAAUAUUGGAAGAUCUCCUGCGUACACUGUACGCAAAGUUCGAGGCUAUCACCGAAGGCCAUCGUGUCUUGCACGACGUCACCGCGGCGAUCACGAGGCGAGAAGCGCAUCUUGCUCACGGCGACACAAGCUCGGUCAACAGGAGCUUCCGCGAACUCUGGAAGCUCCUCCAAUCUGAAAUUCGUUCGCUGCUCCAUGACCACCUCACCAUAACCGGCGCCUCUGGCCUCGCAGGCCGUACGAACCGUGAGAAUGAUAUCAAUCUCAACAUGUUCCGCCCGACACCACGAGACAAGACGAAGAAACUCUUCCGCGCAGCAGAGACAGCUGACGCCAAGGCCGGAGGGGACUCGGACAUGGCGAUCGAGAAGGAGGAUUUGAUGAAUAUGCUUAAAGACUCUGUGCCUGGACUUGUGAAUACGGACUUGCAGACUUCACAAGCGAGCAGGGAUCGUCUGGAGUCCGAACGCGUGAUGGCGGAGAAGAGCGCGACAGGGCAUAAACUCCUGGUCGAGCCGCGACUGUUCAACAUGUCCACACUGCUGCCUCCCUCUCUAUCAUUCCUGCAUCGUUUACGCACAAUCGUUCCUGCAUCUGGCGGCGUAAUACCUAGCACGUUGACUUCCUUCCUCGACGACUUUCUCAUCAACGUCUUCUACCCUCAACUAGACGAGACACUACUCGAUCUCUGCUCCGCAGCAACAAGCGACGCGGAAGCAUUCACAAUCGACCCCGAAUGGGCGAAGUUCAGCGCGAGACCCGUGUUUAAGGGAGCAGUCAGAGUGCUGCAAGUAAUCGAGGGCGUGUGUGAGAUGCUAGACGCGCUGCCGCACGAGCAGAGCUUCUCCUCCUUAGUGGUCGGGCAAUUGAGCGAGUACUAUGAUCGAUGUUAUGUCUGGAGCAAAGGACUCUUACAGCGUGCUGCCAGUGCUCCAGGCAGUAACGGGACGACGGCAGCUGGUGGUGGUGCGGAGAACGUGGUGAUGAGGAUGAGACUAGCGGCCGAUCUUGCCACAGCUGGGGAUAUCAACGAUACUAUCAUAGAGAUCCUCACGCUGGACACGAAACCCGAUCUUGAAGGAGGCGAUGCCACGCGCGAUCGGACGGUGCUGGUGGAGAAGGAGAGCGCGCUCCUACUGAACCUUGUCCGCGAUCGACAGGUCGAAGAGGCGGAUCUCAUUAAUGACCGCAAAGCUUUGUCGGCUUUGUGCACGAUGCACGUUAGUAUGAAGUGGCUUGCCGCCAAGUGUCAGAAGCUGCGGUAUCUGAGUCCAAGGGCAAUCGAUAUGGGAUCCGCUGACCCUGCGGCGAAUAUCUCCAGCGCUAAUGCAGGUGGGAAGAGUAAGAGAUGGACGCAGAAUACCGCUGGUUCAUUACAACAUCUACCUGGCGAGCCCACAGGGCCAUAUCUCCCGCUCGAUCCUACCACCGCCCCGCAAUUAGACGCCGUGGUCGUGUCUUUUACAGAGCUUUCGCAUCUUCUGCUAAGGACAUUGCAUGUGGACCUUCGACUCCAACUCCUGUAUGGCCUGACGCAAGCGAUGAGUAGUACCUACGCUCUCGGCCAACCAUAUAACGACCCCGACCCAGCGAUCCUGGACCUAGCGAAGAACUUAUCAACAUACGACGCAGCUGUAGCGCCAAAUCUCAUGGCGCAGCAACACGAAUUCCUACUCAACGGCCUCGAAGUGCUAGCAGGAAAUGCCGUGGUCUCAAUGGUGAAGCUAAUACCAGGUCUAGACGACCACGGUCUCGCGCGGCUCCAACUCAAUAUCCUCGUGCUACAGCAGACGCUUAAGACGCUCUCGCCUGCAUCCACCACAUCAACCGCUAUCAUGCCACCUUCUGGAAGCACCAACAGCAGCAGUCUGACAAAAGCAGCCUCAUUCUACGCCCUGCCCACACCUCCACCGGGCCUCAAUAGUAAUACAGGCUGUGAUAACAUCCUCAACGCGGGCAAGAAAAACAACACCUUCAGUAAAGACGACCUGGAAGCGCUAGUCCGCUUAUGCUGGAGAGCGGAUCGCGAGGGCACGACGGGGGUCGGGGAUGUAGAGGCGUAUGUUGCACGGCUUAGAUCUGAAGGUGCUGGCGCUGGUGGUGCUGGAGGUGCGGGCGGAGCGUUUCCGAAGAGAGGGGUGAGUUUGAGUAGGAAGAGGUCUGAGCAGAUGGUUCGACGGGCUGGUGGUGGGACGGGGACAGGGACAGGGACAGGGACAGGGACAGGGGCUAGUACGCCAACUGCGGGAGCGUAG
Molecule: messenger RNA, 3603 nt
Organism: Recurvomyces mirabilis
Lineage: Eukaryota; Fungi; Ascomycota; Dothideomycetes; Mycosphaerellales; Teratosphaeriaceae
Gene: SEC8
Product: exocyst subunit
Exons: 1
Coding region: 1-3603 (1200 amino acids)
Biological process (GO): exocytosis; Golgi to plasma membrane transport
Cellular component (GO): exocyst
Source: RefSeq, a predicted model, not a curated record